Molecule: messenger RNA, 1053 nt
Organism: Carlito syrichta (Philippine tarsier)
Lineage: Eukaryota; Metazoa; Chordata; Mammalia; Primates; Tarsiidae
Gene: MOS
Product: MOS proto-oncogene, serine/threonine kinase
Exons: 1
Coding region: 1-1053 (350 amino acids)
Biological process (GO): protein phosphorylation
Molecular function (GO): ATP binding; protein kinase activity
Source: RefSeq, a predicted model, not a curated record
AUGCCCUCGCCCCUGGCGCCGCACCGCUGCCUCCCGGGCGAGCUGUCCCCGUCGGGGGACGCGCGACCCUGCAGCAGCCCCUCCGAGCUCCCGGGGAGGCCGGGCAAGCUCUGCCCGGGGGCCACUCCCCCCCGGGCCCCGCGGCUGCCGCGCCGGCUGGCCUGGUGCGCCAUCGACUGGGAGCAGGUGCGCUUGCUGCAGAGGCUGGGAGCCGGGGGGUUCGGCUCGGUGUACCGGGCCACUUACCACGGCGUCCCCGUGGCCGUCAAGCAGGUGAACCAGCGCACCAAGAACCGACUGGCCUCGCGGCGGAGCUUCUGGGCCGAGCUCAACGUCGCCAGGCUGCGCCAUGACAACAUCGUGAGGGUCGUGGCUGCCAGCGCGCGCACGCCCGAGGGCUCCGACAGCCUGGGCACCAUCAUCAUGGAGUUUGGGGGCAACGUCACGCUGCACCAAGUCAUCUACGGCGCUGCGGGCCAGCCCGAGACGGCGCGGGUGGGGGAGCCCCACGGCCGCCCUGGAGAACCGCUAAGCCUGGGCAAGUGUCUGCAGUAUUCCCUGGACGUGGCGAACGGCCUGCGCUUCCUCCACUCGCGACGCGUGGUGCACUUGGACCUGAAGCCGGCGAACAUCCUGAUCAGCGAGCGCGACGUCUGCAAAAUCAGCGACUUCGGUUGCUCCAGGAAGCUGGAAGACCUGCUGUGCUUCCAGGCGUUCCCCUACCCGCUGGGAGGCACCUACACCCACCAAGCCCCCGAGCUCCUGAAAGGAGAGGCCAUAACGCCCAAAGCGGACAUCUAUUCUUUCGCCAUCACCCUCUGGCAAAUGGCGACCGGGGAGGUGCCUUACUCCGGGGAGCGCCAGCACGUGCUCUAUGCCGUGGUGGCCUACCACCUCCGCCCGGCCCUGUCGGCGGCCGUCUUCGCCGACCCUGGCCCCGGGCCACGCCUGGAGGACCUCGUUCGAUGCUGCUGGGAGCCCAGCGCCUCGCAGAGACCCAGCGCAGGACUUCUGUGGGUGCGCCUGAACGCUUUCAGAGACGAACUCGGCUGA